AUGUCCUCUGCAGUAAAUGUUGUUAGCGUUGUAUUUCACGAUAACCCAGCAGCGUUCUGUGAUGGUUUUAAAUUAGAAGUUACGUUUGAAUCAGAAGCCCUUCAGGAAGAUUUAGAAUGGGAAUUAGUUUAUGUUGGAUCUGCGGAAUCAACAAAAUAUGAUCAGGUACUCGACUCGAUUGUCGUUGGACCUGUUGUUGAAGGUCGUCAUAAAUUCAUGUUGGAGACAAAUGGUCCUGAUCCAUCAAAAAUACCCAUGUCGGAUAUAGUUGGAGCAACUGCUUUAUUACUGAAAGGAAGUUAUAGGGAAACAGAAUUUAUAAAUAUUGGUUGGUUUGUCGCCUGUGAGUAUAUUGAUCCAGAGCUCAAGGAAGAACCACCUGCUACUCCUAUUGUUGAAAAAGUUUGCCUCACUUAA
Messenger RNA from Dracunculus medinensis (Guinea worm), 417 nucleotides. Lineage: Eukaryota; Metazoa; Nematoda; Chromadorea; Rhabditida; Dracunculidae. The record is from the annotation of a GenBank genome assembly.